Molecule: messenger RNA, 2820 nt
Organism: Baudoinia panamericana UAMH 10762
Lineage: Eukaryota; Fungi; Ascomycota; Dothideomycetes; Mycosphaerellales; Teratosphaeriaceae
Exons: 2
Coding region: 432-2705 (757 amino acids)
Source: RefSeq, a predicted model, not a curated record
CGAGCCAUUCACGCUUUCUGCCUUAGCUCGCGUACCCCAGCAUAGGGUGACGUACAUAGCAUUUCUCAGCCAGAAACUCGGCAAGCAGUUGGACGUUUUGCACAACAUCCGGCCAACUUCCCGAAUGCUAACCAGCAGAGGGUCGGGCGCUCAUUAUCAACAACCUUAGCCGGCGCAAUCCUCCUGAAUGCCAUAAAGCUGCAAGAAAUCAGGAGGGUCAUCGGCGGAGGAUUGUGAAGAAGCAAAGGACUAGCAAUAUUCCUUGCUUUACUCCACCUUUUCUUCUGCUAGGAGCAUGAAAACUGCUGCAGGCACGGCUCCGACCACCAGGGAACCGUUAAUGAGUUGAUCUGCAUACGGUACAUCGCUCCUCUGCUCACCUUGGGGGAGGAAGCUCAAGGCCGCGAACGUCCACUACAACAACGCUUCAUAUGAGCAUUGACAAGAACGAGAUGGACCGAUCGCCGUCGCCGCCACUGCCACCAGACCCGACAAUGCGCGCCAAAGCGCAGCAGCCCCAACAGCACCCUGCGUUACCGCCGCCUGACAACAGGCGACCGAAUACUUCACGCUCCCGUGCUAAUUCAAGGGCAGCGCCGGUAUUGCAGCAUCCGCUACCUGUCCGCGAUGCUGUCCAUGACGCCUUCGAUCAAUCCACUGUUGUGCAGAACCAGCUCGAUCCCGAGCUCGUGCGCCAGGUCACAGAGCAAGUGACAGCACAGGUCAUCAGGAAUCUACAGACUGCGCAUUUCGGUGCUGCUACGCCAACAGCCUCCGUGCAGCCGCAACAGAAGCAUGUUGCGCCCCAACCACAGCCGCAGCCAGCAGCACUGCCGCAAUCGCCGACUCUGAGCUUGUCAGAUUCGAUACAACCGAGGCAGUAUACUCCACCUUCACCGAGCAAGGCGUCCACAACAGCAAGCAAUCUGCACAGAUCAUCCUCGCCAGAGCCGGAGCAGAAGCCAGAGCCAGUCUCUUCGGAUGCAAGCAGUACAUUUAGUCGAGACAGUGCGCGAAGACAUCCGCGCAGACCGGAUGCGACCGCCUCACGGAGAGGUGACCACGGCUCAGAUGAUGAAAGGCCGCCAAGGAGAGACAGCGGCUCGAACUACUCGCCGAAACAUGAUUCACCCUCGUACAGACGAGAUAGCAAGAGCUCAGAAUCCGACUAUGGUCCCACAUCACAUCCAAGAACCCGACCGCCAAGGGUGCCGUCCGAUGUGCCCGAAACAACAUCCCUCGAGAAAGCUUGGCAACCUUUGUUCGAUGGUGGCAAUCCGACAGUGCGCCUCAGUCAGUUCUUGCGUGGUUUGGCGAUGCAUCUGGUCGAUGACUACGAGCCGAAAGGCAGCCUUGUUGUCACGCCAGCGAAAAUGCUACGCUUCUUUAACGAGGCUCGAGCGGAAGAUGAAUUCUACCCUUGGGACACGAUCUUUGGUGGCAAGAUGUCGCACAGGUCGCUCUCGAUCGUGUAUCAGAAACUGCGUUGUCAACAGCACCUUGUGCAAACUGCGCAUCAUGAACUACCGAGCGUGCCGGCCCUCACGCCAGCUGGUUUCGAGUGUUUCAUGACAUGUCUGAUUCAAGCGCACCCGGACAACGAGUACGAGCGACUUGCACGGGCUGUCAUGAACAUGCCAAUCUCAAAUGCUGAUAACAAGAGUGAGCGCUUCCCGAAAGAGCUGUCCCGACGGCUACUGCCCUUGCAAGGCAACUUGCAUGCUGAACAGAGACUCAUUGCGAGUUUCAACCAUGAACCACUAAUUGUGCAGCUCAAAGGCGCCGCGCAAAUGCCUCCUCCGCCGGCAACCUCCGGACCUCCGAGACGAGGCUCGUUCGUAGAGCGGGAGCGAAAGCCUUACGCCCAGUCUUCGUUCUCAAACGCAAUUGACGAUGAUGACCUAGGCCCACCAUCCGUGACAUUUGAGCGUGAGCGGAAGCCUUAUACCGCCAAGGAAGGCACAGGCAAGGUACACGAGAGGGAGAGCGAGCGCGAGAACGGUCGACCUUCCACAAGCCAUUUCAAACCGGCACCUGACCAGCAGCCGCCGCCUAACAUUCGCUCCUCGCGGUCAAGCGCCGGCGUGCCGACGCAGGCCACUUAUAGCAGCAGUAACGGCACCGAGCCGGUUAGCAUUCCGGCUACAAGAAGUCAUCGCCAGUCUAAUGCCCAAGGACCGCCCCCUGCUAUGUUGAACCAUAUGAAUGGUGGCAUCAACGGAAGCGUGCCUAAGGGCCGAAGAACGCCGCCACCGAGGAGUCCAUACGUACAGAGUGAGCCAACGAACCUCAACGGCAUCCCGCCUUCGCAGUAUGCUUCGAAUCUCUAUACGAGCUUCGGUGCGAACAAUCCCAGAGAUCAUUUCAUGCUAGACCCGGAAGAAGACAGCCCACGGCGUAACCAUCACCGCCGCGGCACUGAUCGCGCCGGUGCAAAUGGAGCGAGCAAUGACGACGAUACGAGCGGAGGCCGAGGCUACCCUAUACCGCCCCGUCCUCCACCAAGCACACAGACAUACCAAGAUUCUGGGUUCGGACCACCCAUGGGCAGCUACCCGCGGCAGAAUGGGCUGUCCUCAGCGGAUCGCAGAAGCACGUGGUACGGACCCAAUGGCUCAGCUGGCACAGAUGGCUACGGAUCUUUCCAGAACGGUGGAAGUGGCUACCCGGGCCAGUCUACGUAUGGCAUGUCGUCACAGCACUAGGAACGCCGUGCACGGAAGCCAUUGGAUCGGAAGAGUAGCAGCUCGAGCCGUCAUAGCGACAAUGUGCGAGAAACUACACGCGGCAGGGAACGAAGCCGCACGAGGAGAGCAAUUC